AAGGAGAAAGUGGUGAGCUCUUUGACAGGGAUCCAUUUUACAUAGUGAAUGGCAAAAGUAAUUUGUGUUAUUGUAUUAUUAUCCAAUUUUAUCGAAAAAAUUGAUAUUUGAGUGCAUUUGGCGUGUCACACGACAAUCUAUUUGAAACUUCGCUUGCCAGGAAGCUGCUAUCGAUCAUUGGCAAGUGACUCCCACAGCACAAAAUAUCGAAAUUAAGCCAGCGAAAAUUAUUCUUCAACCAAGAAGGCGACGACUUCCGCGGAAGACACCUGUACAGAAGCAACCAUUUAUGGACUUGCCAAGAAAUUUGCAUGACUGCUACUUCUUCUACUAUUCGACAUGUAAGAAAGGAACAAAUUGCGAGUACCGCCAUGAAGUGGCGGCACUUGGCCAUGAGGAAACCUGCAAAAUGUGGGCCGAAGGUAAGUGCUACAACCGCACUUGCACGAUGCGUCACAUGAAAAUUGAGAAGCCCCGUUCGGCCACGCCAUGCUUUUGGGAGGACCAGCCGGGCGGUUGUCGUAAGCCGCACUGCGUGUUCCAGCAUAAGGUCCCGAAACCAAACGGAGCUUCCCCCCAUCCGGCCACCUCGAGCAGCAUGAUGCCACAGGUACCACAAGCGACGGCGGGACCUACGGCAACUACCGCUGCCACGACCCAUCUGCUCCAUACGACAUCGCCGGCAGUCGUCCUGGACUACAAUUAUGCGGCCCUGUUGCCUCGCAUAAUUUAAAACAACAAACCCGGCAUAACAUCCCGAAAAAAGAAGAAUCGAACGAUCGACGGAAACACAACAGGAUCAGCGCGCCUGUCUCCAUCUUGCUCCCUGCUGGCUUAAUCCCAACUUGAGCCCGUCGGUGGAAGCGAGAUAACAACAAUAGAGAGUGAAAGGAGGAGGCGAUGCAAUGUCUACCAUGGUCCCGUUGCGUCAGCAGUUAUAUUUUCUUCAAAGCUAUACCGUAUUGUGACAGCUCUAUUAUAUUAUUCUUUACCUUUUCCUAUACCCCUACCUGCCCCGCUUGCGUCGUUGAAAGCAGUUGAAGUUCUUUAAAACUUUUGUUAGUAAUCUUAAUCCAAAUCGUAAGCAAGAAGUUUUCAUUUAUCGUUUGGAUUACAUUUUACAACAACCUCUAAUUACUGGUUUUUUUUCGCUUCUAAUGUAUUCAUCAGUGCAAUAGAGUCAACGCUGUCGUGGCGAGCAGCGGAGAAAAGGAAAACAAACAAAAAAAAGUUGAUGAAUAGUUUCAAGUGAAGAUCGAGUGUUUUCAGCAAUCAAAUCGAACUUACUGCAUAUUCAAUUAAUUAUUUAACGAUUAAUUGUUUUUGAAACAAGUGAUUAUAAAUCAAUGAAAAUUUAUCUAUUAAUCACAGGUGUAUUGUUAUGAUUACUAUGCAUUAUUAUUAUCCUUAUUUAUAACCUACCAGAAUAAAAUAUGUGGAGAAAGGUUUUCGUUUCUUUCCUGAUUUUUUGCAUCCUAAACGAUAUGUAUUUCAUUGGUAUGAACUUACUAGCUCUAGUGUAGACAAAAGCUAAAUUAGUAAAAAAAUAACCAACAUCAUGCUAAAAACAACUGUUCUCAAAUAGAAGUUUUAAAGUCGCACUAUUCAAUAUUAUAUAUAAGAAAAUCUAGUAAUUGAAAAAAAUACUACAUAGAGGCACGUUUUUCAGGAGCGUUGAAUGCAUUUGCUAAAUAUUCAUUGCGGAAAGUUUUCGUUCUCCAGUUAUGAAACUCUUUCAAAUCGCAACGAGUUGAGAAGAAUAAUCAGUUGAUAAUAUGCACUGUUGACGAAAUUGUUCUCAACAAAGCAAAGUUUAGUGAAAAAGAUUCCUCAGUAAAAAAAAAAGAUUAGAGCAGCAAUAAGUGAAUCGCGCAUAACUGAAAAUCGACAGCCGAAACAUUUCCUUGUUUGUUUGAAAGUCCAAACAUCGCGAACUAAACAUAUUCGUAUUCUAUAUGUAAAAUCAUAGCAAAAUUUUAAAUAAAUGUAAUACCUACCAAAUUGUUCUGGCUGUUCUGAUGCUUUCUGGUAGUAAUUAUUUUCCAUCGUAUAGCAUCCGCAAAAAUGAGUAAAGUAAAAUAAUGUAUACAUACAAGAAACUAAUGAAACAAAAUACCUAGCUCUUCAAAAUUUUGUUAACACGCUCUCCAUAGCUUUGAGUGAUUUUACACAUACACACAUAUUAAAAAGUGUAGCAAUGUUGCGUUGAGUUCGACCAGUAAAAGAAUGCAUAAAACUUGAUCGAUUAAGCUCGACGCAAACUUAUUCCGGCGUCUGUAUGAUUUUUUCUUCAGAUAUUUUCUUAAAAAGAUCCAGUUGUCAUGCAACAGACAAACACAUAAACUGACGAUUAUUAACAAUAAAAAUGUAUAAUAUUUCUAAAACAAUUGCACUACACAGGAAAGUAACUAAAACUAAAUAAGAUGGAAUCAUAAAAGCCGCAAAACCGUGUUAGCUAAAAGAAUGAAAGUUAAGUAACUAAGCAAACCCAAAACGAUAAGAAAAUAAAACCCAAGAUUUGCUGAACAAAAUUAUAACUACAAUACCACAACUAUACUGAAAAAAAACAGUUUGGAAGUGUAAGUCUCAAAAAAAUUAUCAAUAAAGCAACCGAAACAACACGAAAAACAA
Messenger RNA from Topomyia yanbarensis, 2631 nucleotides. RefSeq names its product zinc finger CCCH domain-containing protein 11A-like. Lineage: Eukaryota; Metazoa; Arthropoda; Insecta; Diptera; Culicidae. The transcript has a single exon. The record is from RefSeq and is a predicted model, not a curated record. Gene Ontology annotation, molecular function: metal ion binding. Bases 290 to 733 code for a protein of 147 amino acids.